GCCUUCUCUGCUUCCGCUACGCCGCUACUCGCGCCAAGCCCUGCGGCUCCCACUUGGCGCGCACCCGCGGCCAAAAUCCCGCCCUGAGGCACGCCUCGCCCAUCCAAUCAAUCCCUCUCCUCCCAUUGGCUACUAAGUGAGCACAUUUGCGAGAGAUAGAUACACCUUCAGGCUCAACCGCCGCGCACGAAGACGUAAGGGUAGCGUAGCCAAGGGACGGCGCCAUGGCCGCCGGUCCCACGAAGGUAGGUUGUGGUCAGGGGAGCGGGUUUAUUGUCUCACCUUUUCCUUUUCUCCUUCUCUCUCAUUAUAUUCUGCUCGUACGGUUAUUAGACUUUUCUGCACCCCUUCCUGCAUAAACAGGUUGAGCACGUUUUGGAGCGAAUCUUGCUCACGGCGGCUUUAUAAGGAACGGUGGACUCUUGGAAAGCUGGUGGUUACUGGAUCGGAUGGUUGUUUGAAUAACUCAGACGAAGCAGCAAAGUCGCAGCAGGAAUCGAUAGACCGAAUCUUCCAAUUCAACCCACAGGAAAUCAGCGACAAUGGCGGACAACCCCUUCGCUACCAGCACCCCCACCUCCGGCGACGACAUGUCCGGCAUGGACAUGUCCCACGGCUCCUCCCACGGCUCCUCCCACGGCUCCUCCUCCGGCAUGUCCAUGGUCAUGACCUUCCAAAACAACCCCUCUACACCCCUCUUCAGCACUGCCUGGACUCCCACAGGCACCGGCUCUUACGCAGGGACCUGCAUCUUCCUCAUCGUUUUCGCGGUCCUCUUCCGGGUCCUGUUGGCGCUCAAGGCACGCCAGGAGGCGCGCUGGCUCGAUUGUGAGAUGCACCGCCGCUAUGUCGCUGUUGCGGGGAAGCCGGGUCUGAGGGAGAGGGUUGCGCUGCAUAAGGAUGCGAAGGCUGUGGUGCUUAGUGAGAAUGGGGUGGAAGAGGAGGUGGUGGUCGUGCAGCGGAAGGGGGAGAUGACAAGUCCGUGGAGAGUUAGCGUUGAUCCGUUGAGGGCGGUGGUAGAUACGGUUAUUGCCGGCAUGGGAUACUUGCUAAUGUUGGCGGUUAUGACGAUGAACGUGGGAUAUUUCCUCUCCGUCCUCGCCGGCGUUUUCCUAGGUAGCUUGGCGAUAGGGCGGUACACCACGAGCUACGAGGGCCAUUGAUUGGAGGCUGAAAACGGGCUGCUUGGUCGUUACGAUACAGACAAUCGGGUCGGCGGCGUUAAUGGGAUAGGAUACACACGGCCUGGCCAGGUAUGGCAUGUAUGGGCUGUUAUACGAGAUAUGAUAUAUAAGAAUACCACCUGUUCCGGAUAGAAAUCCAUUAAUAUAUUUUCCAUCAGCGAAAAUUCGGUUGGUGGCUAACAUGCAGCUUCCUAAUGGGCGAGAGAGACGUCCAAUGCCGCUGCAGCUUGCCGCAUUUGUCUCCUGGUUAUCCUGGUAGAAAGUUUGUGCCUCGAAAUCCUACGCGCGUCGCUGCGGUAUUGCUCUUAGUAGUUUAGGUUGCUGAUGUGAGGAAUUCCCUCGAACUCCUGUCGCAGUUACUCGCGGCGACUGUACGCGUAUUGGCGGAGGAAAGGCGCAUGUGGACGUAGCUGUGUUCGUCAUCAACG
Pseudogymnoascus destructans is the source of this 1612-nucleotide messenger RNA. RefSeq lists its product as uncharacterized. Gene Ontology annotation, cellular component: plasma membrane. Bases 543 to 1163 code for a protein of 206 amino acids. Gene Ontology annotation, molecular function: copper ion transmembrane transporter activity. Lineage: Eukaryota; Fungi; Ascomycota; Leotiomycetes; Thelebolales; Thelebolaceae. The record is from RefSeq and is a predicted model, not a curated record. The transcript has 2 exons. Gene Ontology annotation, biological process: copper ion transmembrane transport; intracellular copper ion homeostasis.